This is a messenger RNA of Triticum turgidum subsp. durum (durum wheat), 2091 nucleotides long. The record is from the annotation of a GenBank genome assembly. NCBI's taxonomy places the organism in Eukaryota, Viridiplantae, Streptophyta, Magnoliopsida, Poales, Poaceae.
AUGCGCGCGGAUCGCGUCAUGGCGGAGUCGGGCAAGCGGAUCGACCUGGCCGCGCCGCUGCGCUCCGCGCGCCUGCCGUACCACAAGGCCGACCUGGACUCCGGCCCCGUCCGCCACCCCGGCGCCGUGCCCUUCGUCUGGGAGCAGAGCCCCGGCCAGCCCAAGAGCGUCCGCACCCGUCGCCCGGUUCCGCACUCGCCCUCGCCCUCGCAGCCGCGCCCGGAGGAGAACGGCGCCACCCCUUACCACGGCGCCCUGGGCGAGCGCGAUCGCGCACUGCCAAACGUCAUCCCCGCCGCCGCCGCCGUGCCCCGAACUGGCGCCGCGGAGCGUGAGGUGGAGAGGGCGGAGGUCGAGCCGACGAGGAAGGAAGCCACGACGCCGGACGUGCUGUCCGUGGCUGAUGUGCUGCGGAAGGAGGAGGAGGACGUCGGCGAUGACGAGGAGAGGUUCUCGGACGCGCUGGACACGCUCUCCCGCACAGAGUCCUUCACCGUGAACUGCAGCGUCAGCGGUCUCAGCGGCGUGCCGGACCGCCCCGCGGGUGCGGGUGCGGCCGCCAGCGCCGAGCCCGGCGCCCGCGGCCUCAUGAUGGACCGCUUCCUACCGGCCGCACAGGCGGUGGCCGUGGGCUCCCCGCAGUACACCUUCCGCAAGGCCAGUGUAGCUGGCUCCACCGGCAACUCUGCCCGCGAGCAUGCGCAUGCCGCUGCGGCCAAUUGGAGAAUGGGCAGCGAUGAUGAUCGCGUCAGGAGAACACCUGUCCAGCUCCCUUACCAGAAUCUGCCUCCCAAUUAUUUGUCUUGCAACUAUCCCAGACGCGAUGAGCAUGAAGAAGAGGAGGAAGAAGAGGAUGAGGAUGACUUCGACGUACACAGUACCCGAGGUUUUGCAUCCAAGGGGUGUGGUUUGCUCCCUGGAUUGUGCGUAAAAACCUCCUUGUUACUACUGAAUCCAAUGCCUAUGAUGAAGGGUGGCAAGGGGCGUCGGGGAGGAAGAGGCAGGGGAUUGGUAUCCAAAGGCAGGGGCCAGAAGGCACCGAGCCCUCUUGCCCGGAGCUCACAACGUAAGAAUCUUGGCUGUGAUUCUAAUGGGCAAUACUGGGAGGAAGUUUAUAAGCACAAGUUGGAACAGAAGUACAUUAACCAAGGAGAGGAUAGGAGGAGCAAGCUGACAAGUGAGUCGAACCAUCUGACAUUCUGGAGUGACUCUCAAACUGGCGAUGGGUCUUCACCAUUCCGCCACUCCAUAGGUGGUGGCAUGUCUCCCUACCGCCGCGACGUUGCCUUGUCACCAUCACGUAAAGCAAAUGGGUCAUUUGAAGUAAGAGAUAAAGAUGAGAAAAUGAGUAGAAGCAAUGGCUCUAGCUCACUUGGAAUAGACCAUGAUCAUGGCUCGUUGCUUGGAUCAGAUCACAGUUCUUUGAAGGGAUCAAGCUCCAUGAGCUCAGGGGGCGAUAGAACAUUGCAUGAAGAUUCAAUGGAUCACCGUUCAGGUAUUGAUUCAGAAGCUAGUCAGUUGACCCUGCCAUUGGAUCCAAAGGCAUCUUUGAAUUCAGGGUGUGAUGUUCAACAUGGAGGACACCAGAUAGUCAGAAGUAACAGCAUAGUGGAAGUUCAAGACAAUGAUACGUUGACAAAAACAAUCGCCAAAGUGCCAGAAUCCAUUUCAUUAAUACCUUCCGGAAACGCAGGAUCAGUAAAACUGGAUGAUAGAAAAACUCAUGAUAGUAGUCAGGAUGUUCCAGUACAUUCGGAAGAUAAUAUCGCCGUCAAGAAGGAAAGUAUGCCUUUGCAAUUUCUAAUGCCGUUACCUGUCCCAAAGUCGCCUUCAGAUUCUUGGCUUUCUCGCAAUUUGCCAUCUGUGAAGAAUAAACCACCUGCACCAUCUUUUCUUGGAAUCCAAGUACAGUCCAAGAAACAAGCUCCCUGGGCCUCCGCACAUCCAAAGGAGAAUGAUCUUAAACCUCCCAGGACACGCCAAAUAAGAUUUGCAGAUGUAAUUCAUAACUUCACUCUGUUCUGCCUAUGUUUCUAUUCAUCUUACUUCUCAGAGCCAUUACUGACUGUUUUUAUUUGCCUGCUUAUUUAG